Messenger RNA from Lingula anatina, 4803 nucleotides. RefSeq lists its product as uncharacterized. Gene Ontology annotation, cellular component: nucleus; U12-type spliceosomal complex. NCBI's taxonomy places the organism in Eukaryota, Metazoa, Brachiopoda, Lingulata, Lingulida, Lingulidae. The record is from RefSeq and is a predicted model, not a curated record.
UUUCAUAAAAGAUGCUUUUAAUUGGAAUACUAUUAGCAUUUCAGCACGUGUGACCGAUUAUCAGUUUCGUUGCUUAACUACGUUUCAACUACGUCUUCUGUCCUUGGCCUACUCUCCGCCAGCUUCCAGUCAGGAUCAUCCAAUAAAAGACUGCCACUGAUAAUGACAUCUGACGGGGGUUCAGCGCAUCAGCUGCGACCCAGUCAGCUCAAGGCGUGUGUGUUUGUAUGGACGUGCGUGACAGUCAACAGCUAUCACCUGUAACUAAUACUUAAAAGCCUGUAGAGAAAAGCAGUUUUUGUAUGUAAAUUAUUUCAGUAGAGAAGUAGUGAAGACAUUGGAUGAUUUUGUCUGGCUUAUGAGUCUCAGUUAGCCAGGCAAAGGUUGAUAAGGCUUGAAGGAAGCACUGGUCCAAAGAUUACAUGAGCAUUACCAGCAGAAGGCCAUGGAAGCGGAACAACCUCCCUCACUACAAGAGGAGCAGAUGAUGCAACAGCCUCAUUCUGCAUACCUUCCCCAGUCUGAGACAUUGCCUCCCAUGUUUUCACCACCACAGCAAGCACCAGUUGACAUCAUGCCACCAUCAUUAUUCUCAAUGCAGGGAGGUGGUGACCAAAUGGCAAUGCCCCAGAUGAUGGGACAACCAGAAAUCCCAGUGUCUGUGCCUCUUCCUGCAGUCAUGUCUCAUGAUGGAAGACCUGACCAGCAGCAGCAGCAGCAGCAACAGGCACAACCUCCCAUACAGGCCAAUGUGGCCAGUGUUCAGGCAUUUCAACCAGAACCCACCCCGAAGGCUUUCCAUCAACAUCAUGCCCCACAGGUAUUUCAACAAGACCCGGCUUCUGGUCCUCCUCCUCCUCAGGCUCCUAUGCCUAUGCCGGAACCUGUUGUGCCAGCUCCAAUGUCUGUGCAGUCCUCUGGUGGCAGUGCAGCCCCUGCACCCUGGGAGGCUGCAGAUGUAAAGCCAAGCCUACCUUCCACUAUGUCAGCGGCCCCACCACCAUCUGUGGCCAAGGUGAGUGACCACCCUGGGUCAGUGACACCACCCUGGGCAACACCCCCAGCAUCGCAGGCAUCUUCACAACCAGUUCCCAUGAGUGCUCAGGGAGCAAGUCCAGCUGAGAAGAAACCACAAAUGGACCCCAGUUUGAUUCAGCUUGCUCAGCAGCAGCGGGCACUAAUAGAACAGGAAAGACAGCAAGCAAUGGAACAAGAGUUGCAAGGGAAAGCAUUACUUCAACAACAGUUAUUGGAAGCAGAGAAACAAAAAGAGAUGCUAGGCAUGCAGCAAAAGGCUUUGUUGGAAGAACAGAAAAAAGAACAAGAAAUGUUGGAGCGGGCAUUGCAGCAACAGCAGCUGCUUGAGGCAGAGAAACAGCAGCAGAUUGUUCAACAGCAAAAUCAACAAAUGCUCCAGCAGCAGUUACUGCAACAGCAACUAAUGGCAGCAGAACAACAGAGAAGGGAGAAGGAGGCCGAGUUGAUGAGGCAGCAGCAAAUGGCACUAAUGGAAAGACAGAGAGAGGAGCAGGCCAAGAUGAUGCAGCAAAGAAUCAUGGAAGAACAGCAACAGCAGCAGCAGUUGCAACAGCAGCAGCAGCAACAACAACAGCAGCAGCAGCAACAAAUGUCAAUGAGAGGACCUCCACCUCCACUGCUGCCCACUCCCCACAGUGGGCAUCCUGGUCAGCUGCAGGGCCCACCACCCCCUCAAGGCCCUCCACAGUCCAUACCACAAGUUCCACCCCCUCAAGGCCCUCCACAGGGUAUGCCGCCAGGUCCACCCCCUCAGGGCCCUCCACAGGGCAUGCCACAAGGUCCACCCCCUCAAGGUCCCCCACAGGGCAUGCCACAAGGUCCACCCCCUCAAGGCCCUCCACAGGGUAUGCCGCAAGGUCCACCCCCUCAAGGCCCUCCACAAGGCAUGCCACAAGGUCCACCCCUUCAAGGCCCUCCACAGGGCAUUCCGCAAGGUCCACCCCCUCAAGGCCCACCACAAGGUAUGCCACCAGCACCCCCUCAAAGUAUGCCACAAGGCCCGCCCCAGGGAAUGCCCCAAGGUCCACCUCAGGGCAUGCCACAAGGUCCUCCACCAGGUCUCCAGCAAGGUCCGCCACCUGGCAUGCCGCAGGGCCCUCCUCAGGGCCUACCACAAGGUGUACCCCAAGGGACACCCCCGGGUAUGCCACCCAAUGUAGGCGGCCCUCCACCAAGAUUUGAGAGGGAUGAGGGCCCAGAGGGACAGAGACAGCAGCCACCACCUCCUCCUCAGCUUAUGGGAGAGCCUGCCAGACCGACUCAGCAGAUACAAGAACUCAGGCCACCACCUCGGGUGGAGGAGGAAAGGCCCAAAGAAAUCAGAUUGCCACAAGCCCUGGAGAAGGUGUUAGCAUUCAAAGAUGUGAGGGCACAGCAGGUAGGAGUGACCACAGAGGAAAUGGAAGAGGAGGAGCAAGUGCAAGAAGAAUAUGAAGCAGAAGACUACAUCAAUGAAGAUUAUGGUGAAGAUGAAGAUGAUGAACCGCCUAGAAUAGAACAACAACAGACAGUGAAAGAAUCCAAGAAUAAGAGAAAGAAGAAGAAAAAGAAGAGGCGAGCCAAGCAAAGAUUUCAACAGAAACAGGAGCAAAAUAAAGCUCACCAAGAAGAAACGCCCAAUGAUGAUGUAGUUGUUGAGUACAUUCCAGAGCAGUUAGAUAUUGAUCCAUCUGAUCCAAGCUACAGAGAUUUUAUGAAGAUAUUUGAAGCUUUCAAGAUUACUGAGAUUGAGAAAGCAAAGGAGGUAGGGAAAACUGAAGAGAAGAAAGACGACAGAGCAAAAGAACCUGAGGCAAUUACUAAGGGACAGCAUCUUAUGGAUUUACAUGAUAUGGAGGAAGAGGAACCACCAAUAGAAGAAGAAAAACCAAAACUUUCCAAGAAAAAGAUGAAAAAAUUAAACAGAUUAAGUGUAGCAGAAUUGAAACAGCUGGUAAGCAGGCCUGAUCUAGUUGAAAUGCAUGACGUGACUGCUCAGGAUCCAAAAUUAUUAGUCAGUUUAAAGGCUACUAGGAAUACAGUAAGUGUACCUAGGCACUGGUGUUUUAAAAGGAAGUACCUCCAAGGUAAAAGAGGUAUAGAGAAACCACCGUUUGAUUUACCAGACUUCAUUAAGAACACUGGCAUUAUGGAAAUGAGAGCAGCUUUGGCAGAAAAGGAGGAACAGAAGACAUUAAAGUCAAAAAUGAGGGAAAAAGUUCGACCAAAGAUGGGGAAGAUCGACAUAGAUUAUCAGAAGCUUCAUGAUGCUUUUUUCAAGUAUCAAACAAAGCCGAAAAUGACAAUCCAUGGGGAUUUAUAUUAUGAGGGAAAGGAGUUUGAAACGAGGUUAAAAGAAAAGAAACCAGGCAACCUAAGUGAUGAACUAAGGACAGCCUUGGGAAUGCCUAUAGGACCUAAUUCUGAAAAGUUUCCUCCUCCAUGGCUAAUUGCAAUGCAGCGGUAUGGCCCACCUCCCUCUUAUCCCAAUCUGAAGGUACCAGGACUCAAUGCACCAAUACCAGAGGCUUGUGCAUUUGGCUACCAUGCUGGUGGAUGGGGCAAGCCACCUGUGGAUGAAACGGGGAAACCUCUGUAUGGAGAUGUAUUUGGAACACAGAGUGGAGAGUUCCAGGACCCUGUGCAAGAAGAGGACAUAGAUAGGUCGUACUGGGGUGAAUUAGAGUCUGAAUCAGAGGAAGAAGAAUCUUCAGAAGAAGAGAGCGAAGAAGAGGAAGAUGUGGAUAAAAGUGGUUUAAUUACUCCAGGGGAAACUGGUCUCAUUACUCCGAGUGGAGUAACCUCAGUACCAGCCGGAAUGGAGACACCCGACAUGAUAGAGCUGAGGAAGAAGAGGAUAGAAGACGCCAUGGACCAGGGCGGCGACACUCCAGCUCUGUACCAAGUGUUACCAGAGAAGAAAGCGGCCGUGGGAGGGGCCAUGAUGGGAUCUGCACACAUAUAUGAUAUCACUGGGGUUACAGGCAAGAAACCAGGAGAGAAGGUGGCAGAGGGAGUGGAGAUAGCACUGAAUCCAGAGGAAUUGGACUUGGACACUGCUGCCAUGCAGGUGAAAUACGAACAGACAUUAAAAGAACAGCAGUCUCAGCUGGAGAAAGAAGAUCUCAGUGACAUGGUAGCUGAACAUGCUGCUAAACAAAAGAAGCGAAAGAAGCAACAAGAUGGUGGAAAAGCUGCCAAGAAAUAUAAAGAGUUCAAGUUUUAGGGGUUGUCAUUUUCCCCAAGCAUUAUUCCAAAAAAUAUAGACUGUGGAUGUGUGCAAAGGGAAAGUUAUGGGACUACUUGAUUUAGAAGAAGGGUCAUGACAUUUUGUUGCAUUUUAUAUUUUAAGCUACAAUUAGAAGAUAGACAAAAUGUUCAACUUCCAAGUGUAUUGGAGUUGAUCUGUAUAUUAUAUAUUACAUACGUGAUCUGUAAAUGUUCAGUUUUAAAGGCUCUGUGUAGAAUGAUACAGCAGACUACAGUACAAGCAUCUGAUUAAUAUCUGAAAAGAUAAUGUUUUGGAUAUAUACCCAGUGUUGUUACUUCUGCAUCCACAAAAGCUGGACAAAUACCUCCCUACUCAAUAGUGACCUUUUGAAACCAAAAUUGUUGGCAACAUAUGUUCCAGUUAUGUUAAUUCCUAAAAAUAUCAACAACAUUGUUCAAUAAUUCACCUGUGAUUCAGGAGUCUUAAAUUCUUUUCCGUACUUAAAAUCGGUAUAACACUUGCAAUCACAAUUUACACUUAAACUUAAUUAUUUGGAAAUAGAUAAAGAUAAUUCA